AUGGCAAAUUCCGAAAAAGGCGUGUCGCCGAAUGAUGAAGAGGUAAACAGUGCCAGUGCUGGCUCUCUCAACUCGCCAGUUCUUGGACAACCACGAAAAGUCAAAUGGUACCGAUCAACAUUCUUCAACGCCCUAGUCCUCGGACUAUGCAACUUUCUCGCGCCAGGCAUCUGGGGCGCUAUGAACUCCCUAGGCGGAGGAGGCGAAGAAAAACCCUACCUCGUGAACGCAGCGAACGCCCUCACAUUCGGUCUAAUGGUAGUAUCCUGCUUUUUCGGCAGUGUCAUUGUGCGCUUUAUCGGAAUCAAAUGGACACUCAUCGUCGGAACAAUGGGGUACGCACCUUACGCCGCAGGACUAUACACGAACAAUCGAUUCGGAGACGAGUGGCUGGUUAUCCUGGGCGCAGCACUGUGUGGCAUAUCCGCUGGAAUCUUUUGGAUGGCCGAGGCGGCUAUUGCGCUUUCUUAUCCAGAGCCAUACAACCAAGGCCGAUUCUUAGGAUUCUGGCUCAGUUUCCGCGUUGGAGGACAGAUUCUUGGUGGUAUUAUCAACCUGGGUAUCAAUGCGAAUCGGUCUACGUCAGGAUCUGUCUCGUAUACUGUCUAUCUUAUCUUCAUUGCGUUGCAGGCUCUUGGUCCUUUUGCGGGUCUGCUUUUGAGCACGCCGACGAAAGUCCAGCGCAAGGAUGGUAUCCAAGUCCAGCUUCAGGUGACCAACAGCAUUGGAUUCGAGCUGAAGAGCAUGGUGAAGCUUUUUAUCAACCAGAAGUUCUCGUUCAUUAUUCCUCUUAUCUGUCAGGCCGUCUAUAGUGAGGCUGUCAUGUUCUCGUAUGAGGGCUUGUGGUUCUCCGUGCGAGCUAGAGCUCUGGGCUCAUUCCUGUCUGGUGUUAUCGCAUUGAUCAUUGGAAAUCUGCUAGGUGCAUUCCUUGACACGAAGAGGAUCUCUUUGAAGGCCAGAACUCGGUAUGCGUUUUUCUUCGUUGUCGCCUGGCAGGGUAUGUGCUGGAUCUGGGCAUCGGUGGUGACGACAGAGUUCAACAAAACGAACCCGAUAUACGACUGGACUGAUCCUGGUUUCGGAAGGGCCUUUGUGCUUUUCUUAUUCUGGGUUGCUGGUUUCCAACUCAACUAUAUGUAUCUAUUCUUCUUGGUUGGAAACCUCGCGGAUGAUCAGGAAGAGGUUGUCCGGAUUGCGGGCUUGUUGCGUGGGACUGAGUCAGCUGCUCAGUGUGUCAGCUACGGUCUGAGCAGUGUGAACAUUAUGGCUGCUGUGGGAAGUGUGUACCUCAACUUUGGGUUGUGGGCAAUUGCAAUCCUCCCAGCCUGGCUCAUUGUGAAGCAGGUCGGAGUUGCAUUCGGUGAUAAAAAGAUUGAUAGGGAGACCCGUGCCUUGCGCGAGGCCUCAGACAAUGAAUGA
This is a messenger RNA of Penicillium canescens, 1419 nucleotides long. RefSeq names its product DUF895 domain membrane protein. The transcript has 4 exons. The record is from RefSeq and is a predicted model, not a curated record. Lineage: Eukaryota; Fungi; Ascomycota; Eurotiomycetes; Eurotiales; Aspergillaceae. The coding region runs from base 1 to 1419 and encodes 472 amino acids.